AUGUACUCGAAGUCCGAGAAUCUGCUGCAAGUAUACUUCUUCACCAUGACCAUCUAUCGGCUUUGGUUCUUUGGUACGUGGGCUUCGCUGACCAACAAAACCGCAAGACCAAGACCGAGAAACGGAGAAAGCCUCCAGCAAAAGCCCCUGUUAAGGUAUUACCGGAGAUGGCGAACCCGAUUCAGCAAAGUAAAAAAAAAAACAAAUAUUAUAGAGAUGCAAAAAAAAGAGAUGGAGGAAGUUAGGGUUAAUGCGGCGACUGCUAUAUUUCUAUGCUUCCUGAUCCUUACAAGCUCCCAACGAUUGUGUUCUGACAUGGUGCAAAAUCCAAAUGUUAACUACAAUGUUGUUACUUUGUCUACAGUUCUAUUAGCUUGUGCUACUAUUUCUACUCUCAUUUUAGCAAUGCAUUUUCAUGGGUGGGUCUGCAGAAAAAGAAGCAUCUACAUCAGGAACAAUAACACCAACAUUGAACAAAAGUGGUAG
Molecule: messenger RNA, 486 nt
Organism: Lactuca saligna
Lineage: Eukaryota; Viridiplantae; Streptophyta; Magnoliopsida; Asterales; Asteraceae
Source: the annotation of a GenBank genome assembly